AUGCAGCUUACCUUUAAAGAUAUACCCACCGUACCCACAUCAACAGAUCUUUUGGAUAUCAUUCUUAAUAGAACCCAAAGAAAGACUCCAACUGUUGUUCGUCCUGGUUUCAAAAUAACAAGAAUAAGAGCUUUUUACAUGAGAAAAGUUAAAUUCACUGCUGAAGGCUUUUCUGAAAAAUUCACUGAUAUUCUAUCUGGAUUCCCCAACAUUAAUGAAAUCCACCCAUUUCACAGAGAUUUGAUGGAUACCUUAUAUGAAAAAAAUCAAUUCAAAAUCUCGUUAGCUUCUGUAUCCAAAGCAAAAACUCUAAUCGAACAAGUAUCCAGAGAUUAUAUCAGAUUACUCAAAUUCGGUCAAUCCUUAUUUCAAUGCAAACAACUAAAAAGAGCUGCUUUAGGUAGAAUGGCAACAAUCCUAAAAAAAUUAAAAGAUCCUCUAGUCUAUCUCGAACAAGUUAGACAGCAUUUAGGUCGUUUGCCAUCAAUUGAUCCAAACACCAGAACCCUCUUAAUUUGUGGCUAUCCAAACGUCGGUAAAUCUUCUUUUUUAAGAUGCAUCACUAAAGCUGAUGUCGAUGUACAACCCUACGCUUUUACAACUAAAUCCCUUUAUGUUGGUCAUUUUGACUACAAAUAUUUAAGAUUCCAAGCCAUUGAUACCCCCGGUAUUCUAGAUAGACCAACCGAAGAAAUGAAUAAUAUUGAAAUGCAAAGUAUUUACGCUAUUGCCCAUUUAAGAUCUUGCAUUCUUUAUUUCAUGGAUUUAUCCGAACAAUGUGGCUUUUCCAUCCAAGAUCAAGUCAAAUUAUUUCACUCAAUUAAGCCCUUAUUUGCCAAUAAAUCCGUCAUGGUAGUAAUAAAUAAAACUGAUAUUAUUAAACCAGAACAUUUAUCCGAAGAUAAUCAAAACCUAUUGAAAUCAGUAGUAGAAAUUCCAGGUGUCGAUGUUGUUCAAAUAUCCUGUAUCGACCAAGACAACGUAAUGAAUGCUAGAAAUAAAGCUUGCGAAAAAUUAUUAGCCGCUAGAAUUGAACAGAAAUUAAAAGGUACUUCCAGAGUUAACAACGUCUUGAGCAAAAUUCAUGUUGCCAACCCAGCUCAAAGAGACGACAUCAAAAGAGAAGCCUUUAUUCCUGAAGCUGUUAAAUCCUUUAAAAAAUAUAAUAAAGAUGAUCCUGAAAGAAGAAAAUUGGCUCGUGAUAUUGAAGAAGAAAAUGGUGGUGCAGGUGUUUAUAACAUUAAUUUGAAAGAUAGAUAUCUUCUUGAAGAUGAAGAAUGGAAAAACGACAUCAUGCCCGAGAUCCUUAACGGUAGAAACGUUUACGAUUUUCUUGAUGUUGAUAUCGUCAAUAAAUUGAAAGCAUUAGAAGAAGAAGAAGAAUCCUUGGAAAAAGAAGGGUUUUAUGAUUCAGAUUCAGAAAUUGAAGAUGAUGAAAUAGAAGAAGUAAGAGAAAAAGCAAACUGGAUUAGAAAUAAGCAAAAAAUCAUGAUAAACGAAGCAAGAAAUAAAAAAGGUAUCAAAAACAAAGGCUAUAUGCCAAGAUCAAAACAAUCAAAAUCUUUCUCCAAGAUGGUUAAUCAUAUGGAAUCUUUGGGUCAUGAUACCACUCAUUUAGUCAACAAAAAGAAUUCAUUUAUGCAAAAUAACUACAAUGCCAAUGGUGCCGAAGUUAUAAUGAGUGAAGCUAUUAGUGAAAAGAAAAUUAAAACUCCAUUGUAUCAACAAGAUAGAGCAAAUGAGGGUGUUACUGAUGUUGUUGCUAGAAGCAAGAAUGAAAGAUUAGCCAAGUUACAAAGAAAAAGAAGAUUAAAAGAUGGACAAAAGGGUGAUGCUGACAGAUUCCAAACUGCCAGUAUUCCAAAACAUUUAUUUUCUGGUAAACGUGGUAUUGGAAAAACUGAUUUUAGAUGA
This is a messenger RNA of Ascoidea rubescens DSM 1968, 1914 nucleotides long. RefSeq names its product putative GTPase NOG1 (gene NOG1). Bases 1 to 1914 code for a protein of 637 amino acids. Gene Ontology annotation, molecular function: RNA binding; GTPase activity; GTP binding. The transcript has a single exon. Gene Ontology annotation, biological process: ribosomal large subunit biogenesis. NCBI's taxonomy places the organism in Eukaryota, Fungi, Ascomycota, Saccharomycetes, Ascoideales, Ascoideaceae. Gene Ontology annotation, cellular component: nucleolus. The record is from RefSeq and is a predicted model, not a curated record.